This is a messenger RNA of Cottoperca gobio, 5624 nucleotides long. Its product is annotated as histone-lysine N-methyltransferase SETD1B-A-like. NCBI's taxonomy places the organism in Eukaryota, Metazoa, Chordata, Actinopteri, Perciformes, Bovichtidae. The coding region runs from base 1 to 5142 and encodes 1713 amino acids. Gene Ontology annotation, cellular component: Set1C/COMPASS complex. The transcript has 18 exons. Gene Ontology annotation, molecular function: histone H3K4 methyltransferase activity; protein binding; RNA binding. The record is from RefSeq and is a predicted model, not a curated record.
AUGGAUCGAUUGUCCACCUGGACAACGAACUGUAAAAACAACCGAAAAUCGCGGCAGGUCUUCCACAAUGUUGCUCCACCAAAGGACACAACCUUGGUUUUGACUAAUGUAAUGGAAAGCGAAAAACAAACUACUGAGAGAGAGACACCGCCUCAGCACUGGAGAAGUUGCAAGUUGAUUAUUGACCCUGCAUUGACAAAAGGACUGUACAAAGUGUACCGCUAUGAUGGACACCUGUUCAACAUCCCCGUUGAGGAUUUAGGCCUGUUCCCUGUGGAGACAGUCAGAGAUCCCCGUGUCUGCCGCCUGUGGAGCAGAUGCAACAAGACUGACCUUUUGAUUUCUAAAUUUAAGGUUGAUGAAUGGUAUGUUGGGCCCGUUCCUCCCAAAGAAGUAACAAUCUCCAGGUUGAAUGACAACGUGAGGGAGACGUUCUUGACUGAUAUGUGCAAUAAAUAUGGUAACAUUGAAGAAGUGGAAAUAUUGUACAAUCCUAAGAGCAAGAAGCAUUUAGGGAUUGCAAAGGUCGUCUUCGACACAGUGAAGGCCGCAAAUGACGCUGUGCAGCACCUCCAUCAGACGUCAGUGAUGGGAAACGUUAUUCAUGUGGAAAUUGAUCCUAAAGGUGAAAACAGGGCGCGAUAUCUCCAGCUGCUCUUACGUGGCCUUUAUACUCCUUGGACGCUGCCAGUGGGCAGCAAUGAGCCAGCUAUUCAAAGCUUAAUCGACAGUUUGCUGGGCAGCGCAGCCACGCAACGACAGCUAAGCAUCUCCAGCCCCACCAGCAUCGCCACACCCCUCUCUCUGGACACAGCCUACUCCAGUAUUUGGCAGGAUACACCUUGCAGCUUUGGGCUUACACCACGCUCUCAGGGAACCCCCCGUACUCCUUGCUUAUCUGCGACUCCUCUCUCGCAGGACUCUUGCUACUCCAGUCUUCAGGCGACUCCGGUCCUCCAGGGGGAGCCCUCCACCUACAGUGUUCACACACCUUUAAGACGUGAGCUCUGCCAUCGAAAGCCUGCGAGGUAUCACAGAGGAUCCAACGAAGUCGCAGAUGUCAACUUCAUUUUUAAGCAUUACCAACCACAGCCUCCUCUUUGUACCCCAACACAAACUAGCAGCCAGCAGCCUGCACUGUGGGGUCACAGUGCACCAUCCUCUACUCACACUAUUACAGAGCCUUCCUUUAACCUCGCGUCCCCCAGUCAGGAGUCCAGAGACGUUGUCAUCGCUGCCUCUAAGGCUUUACAUAGAAACAGUAACUCUUUCAGCAUCCUGGGGAUUCAUUUCACAGCUGACCGGCAGACAGCAGCAUCCUCCCCACCUGAUCACCAUGCAUGCAUAACAGACUUAUCUCCAUCUUCUGGUAACUGUUCUAGCAGCCCCAAGCCCGAGGUAGAGAGUUUGGACUCCCGCAUUGAAAGUUUGCUGAUAAACAGCCGGAGUAUCGACCCGUCAUACUUAGAUAGAAAGACUUUAGAGGUCGAUGUUCACUGUCAAGACAGCCCAACCUCACCUUGCUCCGCUAACGCCUCCCCUUUCUCAGACGACUCACUUCCAACUUCUUGUUGUGACUUCACAACGAGCCACCAGCGCUCCUACAAUGAUCCGGUGGAUGUCAGUUCAACGUCGCUCGUUGACAAUGAAGAGGAUGAAACCACUCAAGCUGUUUUGUUUCUAACGAGAAACUCCCAGCCUCCAUCUGACUCCGCACAUUUUCAACAAAGGGCUCACGUAAACAACGACGAAGAGGCAGAAAGGUUCCACUCGUUCUCACGUCCAAAGGAGCAACAUGCAGCAAAUGAGGAUAAAGAGAACUCAAACAACAGACCGUCCAAAGCUUCGACACCCACAAAACAGAUGUUCUCUCUCCCUCAGCCUCCGUCCUUUUCUCUCAAUAGCACCACUCAACUCCCUCCCUCCAGAGCUCCUCCUGCCAUUAAAUCUGGCUGCACCCAUCCACCAGUCACCCCUUUCCCUUUCCCCAUUCCUCCUUUCCCCCCAUCUAUUCCAGCUGUCCCACAUCGCCUGCCAAAUGGCACCAUCCCCAUCCCACCUCCAGGUUGGAUCCCACCUCCGCGCUAUCACCGCGGCAUCUCCUUUCCUCCUCCCGCUUUUCCACCUCCCUCUUCUAUUCCUCCCCCACCAACUUUUCUUGGACCCCCUCCAUCUUUGAUGGUGCCACCUUCUGUGCACAGGUACCACUCACCCAUGCCGCCUGCAGGCCCUUUGGAUAAGGGGAAUCCUGCAAGGCAUGGCGCCGCACCUUUACCUUUUUCCCGACCACCAUGGCCCGCUCCACCUUUUCCCAGGUUUAACCCCUUUGUGCCACCACCGGAUUACCUGCUUGUGCGGGAAAACCCUCAUAAGGUCACAGUGGAAAAGGUUUUAGAAGUCAUCAUGGAUGAACUGAGGUCAAUCAUUAAGAAGGACAUUACACGUAGAAUGAUCGAAGGGGUCGCUUUCAAGGCAUUUGAGGACUGGUGGGACUGUCAAGAGAAGAAAACAAAGAUACAAGUUCCUCCUUUGAAAAGUGGAGCAGCAAGUGUUGAAGAGAGGAGCAAACUAACAAAUCCCCUCCGUCACGUCGGUGCCCAGAGCAAAAAACCUCCACUGCCGUCCUUCAAGGUAAAAAGGAAAAGAGCCGAUGAUACUGCCACAUCAGAAGAGGCAGAACAUGUGUUGUGUUGUACUCAGGAAAGCUCUGAUGUGAAACAGGGGGAUGACGAAGGGAGUUUUGCAUCUGCCAAACGCAGACGAAGACCACAUGAGCUUGACAGUGAUGAUGAUGAUGAUGAUGAUGAUGAUGAUGAUGAUGAUGAAGGGAAUGACGAAGAUAACACACUUCAAGAUGAGGAAACAACAUCAAAUAAAAUGGAGGAUGUUGUGAUCGUUGAUGAUGAUUCUCAAAUCCUGAGUGUCAGAGAUGAUUAUGAAGAUGGUUAUCAUCCUGAGGAAGGAAAGGAGUUGGCCCACAAACACACAGGAGAAGAUGCUGUCAUCUUCCAAACUAGUGAUGCAGUGCAGCGCCGGGACAGCGAGGCUUUUACAGACGGCAGCUCCUCAGAGGAAAGUGAGCACUCGUCAGACUUCGACUCCUCUGACUCGUGCUCCUCAGAGAGCUUCGAGGACUCGUCCUACUCUGACCUCAGUCCGGAUGAUGAAGACAUGGAGGAGGACGGCGACAGGAGUGAGGAGUGUAUAUUUAUAUCGUCGGAUGAGGAGUCGAUGGAGCAUGAGCUCCCCGUCACCCCCUCAGCCCCGCUGACCCCUGGUGCUCAGCUGGAGCUGUGUCUGCAGGACUGGUCAGAUCCAUGUCAUAGGGAGGAAACUGAGGAGAACCAAAUGAUGGAGCUCCAAACCAGCGAAACCCUGGACCAUCUACUGCCCCCGUCACCUAUAGGACUUCCAGCAUCGGAGCCGCACUUUGAUGGAGAGACGGAGCGCUCUGAAUGGACAGAAGAGUCACUCGGGAACGUAGAAAACCUGAGGCCUCUCACUCCUACCGGCUGCUUGCUGGACAGUGACCCCGACCUUCUGAUGAGAAGCAAACCCACAUCCCCCGCUGUGGAGGAGCGACCACAAACACCAGGCAGGGGGAUAGUGGCUGAACUGGCGAGUGAGGACUCAGCUGAGGAAGUCCUCUCUUCAACAGGCACCAGGCUCGUUCUUGCUCCACAGGCUUCGUACCCAUCAUACCAGGAUAUGCCCAAGACUCCUGGUCGGGAGGAUAGACGUGGGUGGACUCAGUGCAGCUCUGGGAGAGCUCCAGUAACACCAGGCAGAGAGACGACCACAUCCGAAGGUAGCACAGGGAUGUGCCCACCUCCUUUGCCAUGCCUGUCGAGCAAUCCAUACAUCACAGCCCCAAAGACUCCUGGAAGAGACAUCAUCCUCCCCCGAAGAGCCAUAGUCCACAGGAGGAAAACGGUGACGACUUUACAGCCGAUGAUAUAUGAUUCUCUCGGAGGCUCGCCCGUCUCAGUGUCCUCACCAUGCAGCCUCUCUGAGUCUUCAUCUGACUCUGCCGAUGGGAAGGGCUUGUGGAUCAGUUCAGGUGUGAGAAUGAAGCCCUUGCAGGGACUGGAGAAUAUGCCUGGGCUUCUGAAUGAGGAGAACAUGAGAGAGACAGAGAAAUCCUUAUUAAGGAGAAAACAGUGGAGGAGGCGAAAGAGGAGGUGGAGAAUCCAUCAUUGGCGAAGAUCACUGAAAAGAUUCUCUGGUUCUCUCCCUUCUCACAGUCCUCCUCACAGGAGGCGUUCACUCUGUGAGGAGAGGAGGAUACUUCAUAGUGUUUGGAAGGAGGGCCUGGAUGAAGAAGAUGCAAAGCUGCUGCAGUGUACAUAUGAAAGGCUGCAAGUGCGGGAUAAUGGUUUUGGGUGGAUCAGUGACACCCUGUGGACACCUCACCCUCUGACUGAAGUCCCCACAGAGAAGAGUGAGGAACACCAAUCCUGGCAGCCACAUCACAGGACCGGCUCUGCUCGCAGUGAAGGAUUCUACAAAAUCAGCAGGAAAGAUAAAAUGAAAUACCUCAACAACACAAAGCUGGCCACCGAGCUUCCGUCUACAAGUACUCAGGGGAAGUGCAUCCCAGCCCAGCAACCGACCUCCCUGCGUGCUGGAUCUGACUUCAGGUCUGAGCAGCGACGCCUGCUGUCUUCAUUCAGCUGUGACAGUGACCUGCUCAAGUUCAACCAGCUGAAGUUCCGAAAGAAGAGGAUUUGUUUCAGCCGGAGUCACAUUCAUGAGUGGGGCCUGUUUGCAAUGGAGCCAAUAGCAGCAGAUGAGAUGGUGAUCGAGUACGUGGGCCAAAUCAUCAGACAGGUCAUCGCUGACAUGAGGGAGCAGAGAUACGAGGAGGAGGGCAUUGGAAGCAGCUAUUUGUUCCGGGUUGAUCAGGACACCAUCAUUGAUGCGACUAGAUAUGGGAACUUAGCCAGGUUUAUCAACCACAGCUGCAAUCCAAACUGUUACGCAAAGAUCGUCACUGUGGACUCCCAGAAGAAGAUAGUGAUAUACUCCCGGCAGCCGAUACGCAUCAAUGAAGAGAUCACGUACGACUACAAGUUUCCUAUUGAGGAAACAAAGAUUCCUUGUUUGUGUGGAGCAGAUAGUUGCAGAGGCACUUUGAACUAAUCUCUUAAUGAAGUGUCCGGAUUUAUGUCAAGAGCCAAAGUUGCCUGAUGUACUGUACAAUAUAAACACUGAAGACUUUUUAAUCCUGUUUGGAGGCCAUGCAGGAGCUCAUGAAAGCACUGCAGACGAGUGGAGGUGCAGCACUUAGGAACGGGACAGAGCACUUUACUUUAUCUGGCAUACAGUGACACUGUGCCACCUGCAAGCACCUGAUAACCACUGUUAAACUAAAUCCUCAUUGUCCAGUAAAACAUCACAAAACACCACAUUUAGUUGUACAUUUUAUGAGCACAUGGCAGCCACCGGUACACACAUUGCAAUUGUUGUCUCGUCCCACGUGGAGGGAAGAGCAGACGCUCCAAAUAUCGUGCAAAGAGCAUCUGUGACAAGGAAAUGUCUGUUGACCUUAUUGUCCAAACGAUAACAAACGUGUAUAGUUAAAUGUUUUCGUUUAUGAAAGCGUAAAUGGUGUUUUGCUUGAG